Molecule: messenger RNA, 1218 nt
Organism: Pyrenophora tritici-repentis Pt-1C-BFP
Lineage: Eukaryota; Fungi; Ascomycota; Dothideomycetes; Pleosporales; Pleosporaceae
Product: SPS1, Serine-threonine protein kinase
Biological process (GO): peptidyl-serine phosphorylation; signal transduction
Cellular component (GO): cAMP-dependent protein kinase complex; cytosol
Molecular function (GO): ATP binding; cAMP-dependent protein kinase activity
Source: RefSeq, a predicted model, not a curated record
AUGGCGACUACCUUCAAGAACAUGCUGCACCCCGUGCAGCACCACCGCGACAAGAAGGACGCCUCUUCGCCCUCGCAUGCCGGCCCGCUCCACGACCGCACCGACUCGGCCAUGGACAAGCCGCGCGAGGAAGAGAAGCAGCACUUGGCGCAGUGGGAGGCGCAAAAGCACACGCUGAGUCCCGACCAAAUCGACAUCGACCCGGAGAAGAAGCCCGUGGGCCAUUCAUCCAAGGUGUUGCGACAGGAAGACUUUGAGUUGAUCAAAACACUGGGCACGGGUACUUUUGCGCGCGUGUGGCUGGUGCGAUUAAAGGACGCAAAGGCCGGCGACGAGAACAAAGUUUUCGCCCUAAAGAUCCUGCGCAAGGUAGACGUCAUUCGUCUCAAGCAGGUCGAGCAUGUUCGCAACGAGCGCAAUGUCCUUGCCAAAGUCGCAGGACACCCCUUCAUAACCACCAUGGUCGCCAGCUUCCAGUCGCUCGACUCGCUGUACAUGGUACUUGACUACUGCCCCGGUGGUGAGGUCUUUAGCUACCUGCGCCGAGCGCGACGCUUCAACGAACCCACUUCCCAAUUCUAUGCCGCCGAAAUAGUUCUCAUACUCGAAUUCCUCCACGAAAGAGAAGGUGUCGCAUACAGAGACCUCAAGCCCGAGAACAUCCUCAUAGACGCCGAAGGUCACCUUAAGCUGGUAGACUUUGGGUUUGCUAAGAAAGUAGAUAAUAGAGAAACCUACACACUCUGCGGCACUCCCGAGUAUCUGGCUCCCGAGGUCAUUCGCAACACAGGCCACGGUACUGCCGUCGAUUGGUGGGCUUUUGGCAUUCUAGUAUACGAAUUCCUCGUUGGCCAACCACCCUUCUGGGAUCAGAACCCCAUGAAGAUCUACGAACAAAUCGUAGAGGGUCGUGUUCGCUUCCCUAGUGCCAUGUCUCCUACAGCCCGCGACCUUAUUUCUGGUCUCUGCACAGUCGACACGUCGAAACGUCUCGGCAACGUCGCCGGCGGCGCCCAGCGUGUCAAGCAACAUGAAUGGUUCAAGAACAUUGACUGGGAGAAACUAUACAACCGCGAAGUACAAGGCCCCAUAGUACCACACCUAAGAGGUCCUGCGGAUACACGAAAUUUUGACGAGUAUGAACCCGAGUCGGACAAGAGAGAUCCGUAUACCAAAGAACUGAGCGAUAGAUGGGAGGAGAGUUUCAGGGACUUUUAG